Messenger RNA from Phascolarctos cinereus (koala), 1327 nucleotides. It is a transcript of the gene SYNGR4, whose product is annotated as synaptogyrin 4. Lineage: Eukaryota; Metazoa; Chordata; Mammalia; Diprotodontia; Phascolarctidae. Gene Ontology annotation, cellular component: neuromuscular junction; synaptic vesicle membrane. The record is from RefSeq and is a predicted model, not a curated record.
CCCAUAAUUCUGAAAGGGAAACCUCAUAUCCUCAGGAGAUUCCCAUGCUCUUCCGAAGGAGACCCCUCUUUUCCUGAGGAGAUUCCCCCAAUUCUGAGGAUAGAUCUGUCAGUAUGAAGGAGAGUCCUCUUCCUUGAGCAGAUUCUCCCCAGUUUGGAGCCGAGACCCCUAUACUGAAGAGAGAGCGAUCAGUUCUGAAGAGAAAACUCUUGCUUUGAAAAGAAUUGAGAAUCGUUUUUGAGAGAGAGCCCUCAAAUCUGAGUGUGAUGCCCUUCCCUAAGUGAUACGGCAUCCCACAUUUCUGAGGCAGAGUCCCCCGAUCUUGAAGUGAAGACACCCCUUCUGAACUAAAUCCCCACUUUGGAAGGGUAGACCACCAUUCUGAAGGAAGGAAAAGUCCUUUAUUCUGAAAAACUGUCUACCAUUUUGGGGAGAUUCAUUAAGAAGAGGUAUCCCUCAUUUCUGUGGGGGAAGACCCCAUUCUGAAGAGAUACCCUCAGUUCUGUGGUUAGGUCAUCUGAGUCUGAGUGAAGGGAAGACCAGUGCCUUCUGCCCCCAAAGAGAAAAGGGCCAACAUGUAUGUGCCCGACAGCCUCCAUGACCUGGCCGAUAGUGAAGUGGUCCAGUUUGUGAAGAAGCCAAAGACUGUAUCCCGGAUCUUUGCUGGGGUCUUCUCGCUCAUUGUUUUUGCCACGCUGCUUACUGACGGCUACCAGAACCUGACCAGCUCUUCGCAGCUGCACUGUGUCCUCAAUGACAACAGAGUGGCCUGCAGCUUCGCAGUGGUCACUGGCCUCCUGGCAUUCCUGGGCUGCCUGCUCUUCCUCACCCUGGACAGCCUGGCAGCCCGCAUCACCAGCACCCGCCUGAAGACCACAGUCUUGCUGCUGGAUUUCUCACUCUCUGUCAUCUGGGUUGGAGUCUGGUUUGUGGGCUUUUGUUUCCUGGCCAACCAGUGGCAGCGCUCACCGCCUCACCACUACCUUCUGGGCAACAGCAGCGCCAAGGCAGCCAUUGCCUUCUCCUUCUUCUCCAUCCCUGUCUGGAUGGCCCUGGCCUACCUGGCACUCCAGGACCUCCGUAGUGACUCACCCGUCCCCUACAAGCGCUCCCUGGAUGAGGGUGGCGUGGCCCUGACGACCCUCUCUUCUGGCACCACCACCAACAUGGGACCCAGCAGCCUGGGCUACCCCAGCUCCAUCCCGCCCCCAUAUCCAACCACUCCCAAGGCGGCUCGCCUUGCCAUGAUGAAUGACAACUGAGGUGGCUGUCCUGAUCUCCCUCAGUUAUUAAAGAAACUUUCUCUUCCUCCCACGGAGGUGUUUGG